AUGAAUAUAUUCGAGCACAACAUAACAAAUGUUGAUAAGGGAAACGUGGUGGCAAUAUUAGGAGCUCAAUGGGGAGAUGAAGGGAAGGGUAAAAUUAUCGACAUUUUAUCAAAACAUUCAGAUAUUACAUGCAGAUUUAAUGGUGGUGCAAAUGCUGGACAUACUAUAUCAGUUAAUGAUAAGAAGUAUGCAUUACAUUUAUUACCAUGUGGUGUGUUAUAUGAUAAUAAUAUAAGUGUAUUAGGUAAUGGUAUGGUAAUACAUGUAAAGUCUUUAAUAAAUGAGAUAAAAUCAGUAGGAGGAAAUAUAUUAGAUAGGUUAUACUUAUCUAACAAAUCCCAUAUCUUAUUUGAUAUACACCAAAUAAUAGAUGCUAUUCAAGAAAGUAAAAAAUUAAAAGAAGGAAAACAAUUAGGUACCACAAAAAGGGGAAUAGGUCCAUGUUAUUCUACUAAAGUAUCAAGAAUAGGUAUAAGAUUAGGAGCUCUUAAAAAUUUUGAAAAUUUUAAAAAGAUGUACAUAAAAUUAGUGGACCAUUUAAUGAAUUUAUAUAAUAUUACUGAUUAUAAUAAAGAAGAAGAAUUAACCCUAUUUUAUAAUUAUCAUCUUAUGUUAAAAGAUAGAAUAAUAGAUGUAAUUUCAUUUAUGAAUAAAAAUAUACAAUGUAAGAAAAAGGUAUUAAUUGAAGGAGCAAAUGCAGCUAUGUUAGAUAUUGAUUUUGGUACAUAUCCAUAUGUAACAAGUAGCAGCACAACAGUCGGGGGAAUAUUUUGCGGUCUUGGAAUACACCAUAAGAAAUUGAAUGUAGUUAUAGGAGUUGUAAAAAGUUAUUUAACAAGAGUUGGAUGUGGUCCCUUUUUAACAGAAUUAAAUAAUGAAACAGGAAUAUAUUUAAGGGAAAAGGGUUUUGAAUAUGGGACUACUACCAAAAGGCCAAGAAGGUGUGGGUGGUUAGAUAUUCCUAUGUUGUUAUAUGUCAAAUGUAUUAAUAGUAUUGAUAUAAUUAACUUAACAAAGCUGGAUGUUCUCUCUGGGUUGAAGGAAAUUUAUCUUUGCGUUAAUUAUAAGAAUAAAACUACAGGUGAAUUACUGGAGAAGGGCUGCUAUCCCGUUGAUGAGAAUGCGACAGAAGAGUAUGAACCGGUGUAUGAAAAAUUUGAAGGAUGGGAAGAGGACAUAACAAAUUGCAAAGAGUUUGACGAAUUACCUGACAAUGCAAGGAAAUACGUUAUGGCAAUAGAAAAAUAUGUAAAUACACCAAUCGUAUGGAUUGGUGUAGGUCCCAAUAGAAGAAACACGAUUACGAAGAAAUGA
This is a messenger RNA of Plasmodium malariae, 1314 nucleotides long. It is a transcript of the gene ADSS, whose product is annotated as adenylosuccinate synthetase, putative. The coding region runs from base 1 to 1314 and encodes 437 amino acids. Gene Ontology annotation, cellular component: cytoplasm. The record is from RefSeq and is a predicted model, not a curated record. Gene Ontology annotation, molecular function: GTP binding; adenylosuccinate synthase activity. Lineage: Eukaryota; Apicomplexa; Aconoidasida; Haemosporida; Plasmodiidae. Gene Ontology annotation, biological process: IMP metabolic process; 'de novo' AMP biosynthetic process. The transcript is spliced from 2 exons.